Prinia subflava (tawny-flanked prinia) is the source of this 6096-nucleotide messenger RNA. RefSeq names its product solute carrier family 38 member 4 (gene SLC38A4). Gene Ontology annotation, molecular function: L-amino acid transmembrane transporter activity. The transcript is spliced from 16 exons. Gene Ontology annotation, biological process: amino acid transmembrane transport. Gene Ontology annotation, cellular component: plasma membrane. The record is from RefSeq and is a predicted model, not a curated record. The coding region runs from base 441 to 2087 and encodes 548 amino acids. Lineage: Eukaryota; Metazoa; Chordata; Aves; Passeriformes; Cisticolidae.
UUCUGAGGAUAAGCGUUUUGAAAUACGGCUAAGCUCAGAGAGCAAAUAGCUCUGGUAACUGAGAUGUUUGCCCUCGGUGUGCUCCAAUAAACUGAUUUACCUUUCUACUUUUUUUCCCCUUUUUUUUAACAGAGCUGACGCAAGUUUGUCAAAGGGAGUUGUUGGGUGUAGCAGCUGUUGAUUGGUUCAUCCCAUACACUCCCAUUUGUCUUUAAAUCACUGUUCAACUGCUCUAGGUUGCAUAUGAGUAAACUUUUUCUUACAGGUGCAAUUCCUAAAAGAUAUAACCUGCCUAGCAAGUGAGGAAAGGAACCUGCUCAGCUCAGAGAACAGAGUGUUCUGGCAGUCCCUGCAUGACAGAGAGGACCUGCAAGCAGACGGCACAGUGCUGUUUACCCUGAAGAGGCGACUGUGUGUGCUGGAAAGCACUGACCGUUCUAAUGGAUCGCAUGGAACUGCAAAAAGUCAACAUCGAACCUGAUGACCAGAGCAACAGCGGGGAAAGCCUUGAAGACAACUACACAGGGCCAGCUGAUUCGGAAAAGGCUACAAUUAGGAGUCCCUUUGCUAGUGAUGAUGCAGAAAGCCAGAAGUUCCUUACAAAUGGAUAUCUGGAUAAAAAGAAAUUGGAAGACUACAAUGAAGAAUAUCACAGUGGUAGAACUUCCUUUGGAAUGUCCUCGUUCAACCUCAGCAAUGCCAUUAUGGGCAGUGGCAUCUUAGGGCUCUCCUAUGCUAUGGCCAACACAGGAAUUAUCCUUUUCAUAGUUUUGCUGCUCAGCGUAGCCAUAUUGUCACUCUACUCGGUCCACCUUUUACUGAAGAUAUCAAAAGAAGGAGGAUCGUUAAUAUAUGAAAAACUGGGAGCAAAGGCGUUUGGCUGGCCUGGGAAGUGUGGUGUUUUCAUUUCAGUCACAAUGCAGAAUAUUGGAGCAAUGUCAAGCUACCUCUUUAUUAUUAAAUAUGAACUUCCUGAAGUCAUCAGAGCAUUUAUGAAACUCGAGGAGAAUUCUGGAGAAUGGUACCUUAAUGGGAACUACCUCGUCAUACUUGUAACUGUUGUGAUUAUUCUUCCCCUCUCCCUUCUAAAAAGCCUAGGUUAUCUUGGUUAUACGAGUGGGUUUUCGCUGACGUGUAUGGUUUUCUUUGUCAGUGUGGUGAUCUUCAAGAAGUCCCAAAUACCCUGUCCUCUUCCCAUCAUGGACCAUGGGGUGGAAAACUGGACCGCCACCAAUAGCACAGUGCCAAUGCAUCUGGUCACGUUAUCAAAUGAGUCACUCAGUUCUGGUGUGAAUUUCAUGAUGGAUAACACAGCUGGGCACUUCCCAAGCCUGGAGGAGCCAAAAGAUACCUCCCCGAAAAGCGGUGUAGAAUACGAAGCACACAGCGACAGUAGUGACAAGUGCCAGCCAAAAUACUUUGUGUUCAACUCACGGACUGCCUAUGCAAUACCCAUCCUGGCAUUUGCAUUCGUAUGCCACCCUGAGGUGCUACCAAUAUACAGUGAACUCAAAGAUCGGUCCCGAAAGCGGAUGCAGAAUGUCUCAAAUAUCUCCAUCACUGGCAUGCUUAUCAUGUAUCUCCUGGCUGCCCUCUUUGGAUACCUUACCUUCUAUGGAGAAGUUGAAGAUGAGCUACUUCAUACAUACACUAAGGUGUACACCUUCGACACCCUUUUGCUGUCAGUCCGUCUGGCAGUGCUGGUGGCUGUAACCCUGACCGUGCCCCUUGUCCUUUUCCCUAUCCGUUCAUCUGUCAGUGCAUUGCUGUUUCCCAAAAGACCAUUCAGCUGGAUAAGACAUUUCCUGAUUGCAGCAGUAAUUUUGGCUUUUAAUAAUCUGCUUGUAAUUUUUGUCCCAACUAUUAAAGACAUUUUUGGAUUUAUCGGAGCCUCUUCCGCUACAAUGUUGAUUUUCAUCCUCCCUGGUGCCUUCUACCUGAGAAUUGUUAAGAAGGAACCUCUGAGGUCUCCUCAGAAAAUUGGGGCUCUAAUUUUCCUCAUAGUUGGCAUAAUCUUCAUGAUUGUGAGUAUGACUCUUAUUGUAAUGGACUGGAUUUACAAUCCCCCGAGUUCAAGACAUCAUUAACCUGUGAAGACAACCAAUUUGUUAUUUUUAUAACAUAAAUAUUUGUAUUGUGUGCUCUGAAGAACAUCUAAAUGGGGUUGUUAUUCCUAGCUAGUAACUGCAGUACUUUGAAGACAGUUUCUGGUAAGGUCACAAGAACCCAAUGGAGUCUACAUCAUCCUUGUCAAUAAGAAUUGUUAUUUAUGCAUUAGGAAUCUGAGCUUAUCAUUUCUGGCCAGGUGAAAUGAAAAGUGUGGUGUGAAUGCUUUCUUUUUUCAAAACCAAAACAACUUUGUACAUAGUCCCCAAAAACAGCUUGGUGUCACCCCUUUCAAAAUCUCCCUUAACAGCAGCCAGAGUUCCUAGAGCCUUGGAAAGGUAAUGGCCAGAAAACCUGUCAGUGCCUUGUUUUAGAUCUGAAGAUCAUAGGAGUGGCUGCCCAAAUCCAGGAGAAGGGGUAUGGUUUCUGGAGGGGAUCUGGAAGGUGAUUCCUCCCUGCCUGAUAGUCUGACCCGCCUAUCAGAAAGACAACACCUUUGACAAGCCAGUGGACAAAGCUAAGUGUUAGAUUUGUUGCCAAGAUUCAUCACCCAGCUCUUGUACAGAAUAAAGCUCUCUGACACAGAUCCUCUGUUGGGGCACGUGCUUGAAGAAGAGUAGAGUAUUCUCAUUUUGUUUUUAAAGAUGCCUGUGCUGGAAGUAUCAGUCAUUUCUGCUGUAGGGGUUUUUUUGUUCUUUAAUUUUUAAUUGUUGUGAGCUUACAUCACUGAACAAGUUGUAUCCUCCACAAAAACUUGUCUUCCACUCUCACAGGAAUUUAAGGAGACCACAAGGUGUGACAAAGCACCCUAUCCAGUAUUGUUCAGUUCUUGUGUAUUUGAUAAAUGUUCAGUGCAGGAAACUGUAAUUUGCUAUAUAUAAAAAUAUAUGUAUUUAUGUACAUAAUUUUUUUGUUUUCCUCGUCAUAAAAAUGUUACCCUGUGGUACAUGAUUUUUUGAUUUUUUUUAUGUGUCACUCUGUUUUCAUAGCCACACACUUAAUAUUGUUUUGAAGGAACCAUUGAAUUGGUGGGUUUGUAAAAGUUCAUUUUUAUGCAGCAGUGGUUGAAAUAUACCUGUGGCAAGCCCUAACUGCCUGUGUGAAAACACAUUCAUAUGUUUACUACUUACGUUAUAAUAAAUUUCAAGAUGUUUUGCUCUUGAGAAUUUUUAAUACUUGUCUUAAAGUUUUGUGUUACCACUAUACACCACAAAUUUGAAUUACUUGCUCAGUUGCUGUUCCUCGUCUUGUCUAUGUAUAUGCCAGCAUUCAGUAACUAUAACAUAACUAUAUCCAGUAUAGUUGUUAUGCAAGGGUAACAGCAUUACUGACAAUCUCAAGUGUAUCACGCUGUACAGCUGUGCAAGACAGGAAAAAAAGAGUUGGAAUCCAUGCUAUAUUAAUGUUUAGUUAACAGUCAAAUCACAAAUUGGGCUGUGUUGUGGAGUACUCACUACAUAUGCUCUCUGCACAGACCAAGGAAAACCAGCCAGAGAGGUGUUGCUGACUCCCUAGCAGAGGGAAUGAGUGGGAAGGUGUGACUCUUGGGUUUAUCACGCUUGCACAUAUCCAAGCUCAUGUAAAUGGUGUUUUCAUUUUCUGACCUAGAAAUCUGUUGAGUACAUACCUGUGAAUUCAGAAGGCUGUGAAGCACUCAAAAGUUGCCCCUGCUCCCACCCUGCCUUCACACAAAAUUCUGUUUGUGUGUCUGUGUGUGUAUAAAUUGUGUAUACUUACAGAUUAACUGGAAAGGAAUAUCAAAUAUGUAGAAUAUAUAUGAAUGUCAAUAUAAAGAAAUAUAUAUUCCAUGUCAAAUGCUACCUUUCUGAGCAGAAUUAUCUGCUCACUUGAGUACUGUAUCCUUAAUAUACUGGGAAACACUUCCUCAUGAAUGCUAAGUCUGGCUUUGUAUUUUUUAAAGAAAACAGUGCUGAUAAUAUUUUUCUCUAUUUUAAGCAGACUAAUACAAAUAAUGUUGCUUUAUUACUGAAGAGACGUUUAACAUGGACUAGAAUUAAUAGUAAAACACCAUCAUACCUCUCUUCUUGUUACCAUUACUGAGAGUUAUAUGCAUGAAAUUGUAACUGCAUCUUUCCUUCAGAGUAAAUAAACACACAUUGUGACUACAGCUGAGUGUACAGACUUAGGAAUUCAUGUAGUCCACCUAAAAUACAUAGAUGACCUCAAGAAAAGUAACAGAACUGUGGAGCAAUGGCAUAACUCACUGCCUUUUUAUGGCAAAAAAAGACAGCGGUAGAGGGGCUGUAAAAUGUCAGCUUUGGUCACAGUGAUAUGCAUACUCUGGGAGUAAGGGCAGUAUUGCUCACUAACUAUUAACACUGCUGGGAAUGCUGGAUAUUGGAGCUUCUUAUUCAUUUUGUACUGUUGACAAUAGGCUUGGUGAGGAUUUUAUUAUUAGCCCAUCCAUAUAUGUAUAAUAAAUGAAUUUUUCAAAGACUGCAGGUUAUUUUUCAUCUGCUUUAGUCUAGCAGGAGAAGAAUUUUUGUUUUAAAACCAAGCAGAGUCAAGGUGGGAGCCUUAACACAGGUAUUGCUAAAACUUUGUUCCCUUUUAAGAGAGAAAUUUUUAUAUCCAUGUAUUUGCAGAUGAGUGAGAUGGCAGCCCCUUCAUAUAAUAAUCCUUUGGCAUUCCCUGUUUUCUAUCUAUUCAUGGAGCUGCGUUGAUGUCAUCGGGCAUGGUGAAUGGCUGGUGUUAAAAGUGGGGUUAUCUGUGAGAUAUUGAAUGCCUCAUUCUUUGGAUUAGCUGGGAUACAUGGUACAGCAACUAAAGAUAGUAUGGGAAUAUAUAUACUAUAUCACUGGCUAUAGUAUAGGAGUGCACACCACGUGGUAUCACUGUAUAUAAAUACUUCCUAGCAUUGCAGCUGCAGGUUUUCCCACUGUUACAUACUUGUCUGAUGCAUACUCAUAGCCCAAAAUAUACUGGUCUACACACAGCUCCAGCAUCAAUGAGCUCAUGUGAGAACCAUGCCCAUAGCCAGACAGCAUUUGCAACCUGCCCACUAAUGAGGGGGGCACUGCAGCCCCAGACACAUGCUCUACACAUAUUCCACAAAUAUCCACCCUGAUUUCUCCUUCCCUUCUAGUCAGGCAGCCUUCAUUCCCUACAGCAUCAGCUCUGCUCUGUCUUGAUGAUGCUUGAGGUAUAAUUUUCUUGUGUCAGGAGGCUCUUUUAAUUAAACCAUUACAGUUGUAGUAAAUGAAUGAGGGAAGUUAAAAGAUAUGACUUCAAGGACAAAAAAAAAAAAUCAACAAAAAUGUUUUGAAACUUUCGUGGCUAAAGAGGUAUGUCAUUAAAUGAAUGGACGUGUCAAGAAUGCCAGAAGUGAUAUAGAAGGGAAAAAAAAAAAAGAUAUUAAUAUUUCAGCUCUGGAUUUAGUAAGGGCCAGAAAAAGGGACAUGCAUUAAAAGGCAAAACCAUCUCUAGUCCAUAAAUAAUCAAAAAUUAUCAAAGACUCUAUUCAAGAGCAUCUAUCCUAAAGAAGGACAGCAGGGCUAGGUAAGACAGAGUAGCUGAGUCUGGUGUUCAUUUUCAUUAAACCCUGCUGGUUCUCAAUGGCUGACAUACUAGUAAAUAAAGCUAGUCAGCAAUUACUCACUAAGAGGUCAAAGUGGUGCUAUAGAUGGAAUAUUUCCAUUCAUUUGACUUUAAAUUUCAAUGGAGGUUUUACUGAAAUUGUGCAAUUGCAAUAAAAUUCUGGCAGAGCCCCAUCUGUUUUCUGUUAACCUGCCUGGCAAAGUUCUGUGGGCUCCAGAGGGGUUACAGUUCUUGGCCUCCCCCUCUGCCUGGCAGUGGGCAAGGGCCAGCCCACUCACACCCCACGGACAGCCCCAGUGCUUUGGCUAAGGGUCCAGGGUGAGAUCAGGGUCACAGAGCUUCCUUCUGUGGAGCUCAGCCUUGGUGCUGUAGUGUCAAUAUUUCCAUGGCAUAUUGAAUUGUCUAGUACCACCCUGGAAAAAAAAAGACAUG